Molossus molossus (Pallas's mastiff bat) is the source of this 2233-nucleotide messenger RNA. It is a transcript of the gene HCAR2, whose product is annotated as hydroxycarboxylic acid receptor 2. Gene Ontology annotation, biological process: G protein-coupled receptor signaling pathway. Bases 27 to 1124 code for a protein of 365 amino acids. The record is from RefSeq and is a predicted model, not a curated record. NCBI's taxonomy places the organism in Eukaryota, Metazoa, Chordata, Mammalia, Chiroptera, Molossidae. Gene Ontology annotation, cellular component: membrane. Gene Ontology annotation, molecular function: G protein-coupled receptor activity. The transcript has a single exon.
CUGGGGCAGCGCCCGGAGGUCCGCUCAUGACGCCGCUCCGCCCGGAGGAGCCCCACUUCCUGCAGAUACACCACAAGAACUGCUGCGUGUUCCGGGACGACUUCAUCGCCAAUGUCCUGCCGCCGGUGCUGGGGCUGGAGUUCGUGUUCGGCCUCCUGGGCAAUGGCUUCGCCCUGUGGAUCUUCUGCUUCCAUCUCAAGCCCUGGAAAUCCAGCCGCAUCUUCCUCUUCAACUUGGCCGUGGCCGACUUUCUGCUCAUCAUCUGCCUGCCGUUCCUCAUGGACAACUACGUGGGGAAGUGGGACUGGCGCUUCGGCGACAUCCCGUGCCGGCUGAUGCUCUUCAUGCUGGCCAUGAACCGCCAGGGCAGCAUCAUCUUCCUCACCGUGGUGGCCGUGGACAGGUACUUCCGCGUGGUCCACCCCCACCACGCGCUCAACAAGAUGUCCAACCGCACGGCCGCCGCCGUCUCCUGCGUCCUGUGGGCCGUCACCAUCGGCCUGACGGCGCACCUGCUCUACAACCAGAUGCUCAUCCCGAACGCCGAUGCCUACCUGUGCAGCAGCUUCAGCAUCUGCUACACCUUCCGGUGGCACGAUGCCAUGUUCCUCCUGGAGUUCUUCCUGCCCCUGGGCAUCAUCCUCUUCUGCUCGGCGCGCAUCAUCGGCAGCCUGCGGCGGCGCCAGAUGGACCGGCACGCCAAGAUCAAGAGGGCCAUCACCUUCCUCCUGGUGGUGGCGGUCGUCUUCGUCCUCUGCUUCCUGCCCAGCGUGGCGGUGCGCAUGCGCGUCUUCUGGCUGCUGCGCACGGUGGGCACGCGCCACUGCGACGUCUACCGCUCCGUGGACCUGGCCUUCUUCGCCACGCUCAGCUUCACCUACAUGAACAGCAUGCUGGACCCCCUGGUCUACUACUUCUCCAGCCCGUCCUUCCCCAGCUUCUUCUCCGCCCUGUUCCGCCGCUGCCUCCGCAGGAAGGCGCCGCCCGGGGAGCCGGAGAACAACCGCAGCACCAGCGUGGAGCUCACGGGGGACCCGAGCACCGUCAGGCCCGUCCCCGGCGCCCUGAUGGGCGACCCUGCGGGGCCCUGGAGCCCCUCCUAUCCGACUGCAGCCUCUCGCUAAAGCGCCGCGCCGGAGGGAGGCUGUCGCCAAGAACCAGGAUCGCCGGGGACCCAGGUCGGCGGGUGCCCGGAGGGGCCUCUGCGACGUGGCCCGGGCUUCCCAGGAGGAUCUGAUUUAGGGAAGCGGUGCGGGGAGGGCUGGGCCGCACGGUGUCUCCGCACAGACCUCGAGGGUUGGAGACGCGAGUGUCUGGGCGCCACGCGGGGCUGGACGCGGCAAAGCUGCCCACGCUUCUGCCCAGCGAAGCUGGGGCCCCGGAGACGCGGCCCGCGCCUGUGAUUCUCUUCGCCUGCCUGUGACUCGGCGGGUUCUCAGCUCUUGCUCCUGGAGGAGGCCUGGGCGUCCUCUCUCAAGCCCUGGACCUCCUGGGGCGUGUGGGAUGGAGUCGUCUUUCAGACAAGCUUUAGCAGAACCGGGCUACACAAAGAGACUCAUGAACUUUGGUCAAUAUCCGAGUUUCCGACGGUGGUAAGAAGGGAACUCGCCCGCAGAGAUUCCGAGCCCAGCAGUGUUACCAAGGGAAAGGAAAUGGCAUACGUGCUGCAGCCUGCACUUAAUCCUGUUCCCCUCUUGUUGACACUCCCGUGAAGGCUGAGCAGUUAAACAGGCUUCAGGGAAGAGAGCUGCUCCCCACCUCUGUUUGCUUUUAUCAUUAAAAGGGAAAAUGCUGCAGAUGGCUAGAGGGGGAAGAGGCCUCCUGGUCCGUGUGCUUGUGUUUCUGUACUUACAGGGAAGCUACACGUCAAUACCCUUGGAUGUGGGACACACGGUCUGGUGUUGUGUGUGUCUGGGCAACAGUUCACAGAAAUGAAACUUGUUACUCAAGCGGAGACUUUUAUGGGUUGUGAACUGUGUCCUGGUAGAGAAAACACCGUCUCCUGUAAUGUGAGAGGCGCCGUGGAUGCUGAAAUUCCACAGGCUCUGAGACCAGGAUGGGACAGGGCAGGGGAUGAAAAAAAGAACAUUUAAAUUCGGAAGGGUAGUUGCAUUUUACAUCGUAUUUAGAUUUUGGUGAAUCUUGCUAUUACUCUUUGUGAACUUAACAAGGGAUCAGGCAGCUGAAACCUACAUAAUUUUAUUAACCAAUGUCACCCCAAUAAAUUCAAUAU